Molecule: messenger RNA, 885 nt
Organism: Aureobasidium melanogenum CBS 110374
Lineage: Eukaryota; Fungi; Ascomycota; Dothideomycetes; Dothideales; Saccotheciaceae
Exons: 1
Coding region: 1-885 (294 amino acids)
Source: RefSeq, a predicted model, not a curated record
AUGGCAGCACCCCAACGCUCCCUGAGACAAGAUAUCGAACUUCUGCGCCAGAGGCUCGAUGGUCUAGAGCCUGGUGUGCCGGUCACGUUCAACAAGCUCAGAGACCAGAUCCAGACUCUUGAACAGAAAACUCACGCCUAUGCACAGCGAAUCCAUGCACUCGAAGAGCAAUCUCAAGCACUCAGAGAGCAGAACCGCGUGCUUCAAGAACGAAUUCGCACCAUAGAAGAAGAAAACAGACCUUUCGAAACUCUGGAAGCGGAUUCUGAUUCAUCUUCAGAGGUGCUUUUUACGAACACUAUCUGGAUCGAUGAAAGCACACUAGAAGAUGUUACUCCUGCUUUUGGAGAUGCUGCUUCAGAACAUAACUCAGAGAUCGGUUCUCCCGAAGACAUCCCUUCCCCAAUCAACCAGCAAGCCUCAGCCUCUUCCACCACUAUCAGAAAUGACGACGAGGAGUUCGUUGUUUGGUUCGAGAACGGCACUCUGAGGACCAAUGCCCCUGAACACCUUCUCACCACACAAGAUUGGCGCGACCUCCUCGCGGCCUUCGCCAAACCCCAAACCUUCCUUACUGACAAGAACGCUGAUUGGCACUCCAUCACCAGAACUGAUGUAUGUGUCAGAGACGUUAUUCAGAAGAGCAAAGGCCAGAAGUCUAUGCAGUGGACUAUGGCUUCGCCAGGCAAAUUCUGUUGCAAAAGAUGCUUGAACACGCAGAGAGUGUGUUUGAAGUACAACGAGGAGGGUGGAAGGUUGGAAGCCUUGCCAUUGCCUGAAGCAGUCAGGCCUGAGGAUGCUCCAUUUGGUGUCAGAUGGUUUGUUGCUGAGCAGCCUAACAUGAGUAACAAGGCAGGAUUCAAGGGAUUGUGGAGGGCAGCAUAA